ACCAACUGUUAGGAUGGAGGAAACAUCUGUACUGCAGAUGCUCUUUCUGACCUCACUGCUGAGCAGCACAACAAACCAAGUCUCUCUGACUGUGAGUCCCAGCAGCUCUCAGAUAUUUCAAGGACAGUCUGUCUCUCUGAGCUGUGAGGAGGACAACAGCUCUGCUGGAUGGACUCUGAGGAGGAACACAAGUGAUGAAACCAGGACUCAGUGUGGAGAUGGCUGGGGAAGACCUGCUGGUUCUAUCUGUAACAUCAGCUCCAUGGUCGAAUGGUACAGUGGAGUUUACUGGUGUGAGUCCAGAGAGGGAGCUACCAGUAACAGCAUCAACAUCACUGUCCCUGGUGGACCAGUGAUCCUGCAGAGUCCUGUCCUCCCUGUGACGGAGGGAGAAGACCUCACUCUGACCUGUAAAACAAAGAUGUCCUUCAAACUCCCAGCUGGUUUCUAUAAAGAUGGCUCCUUCAUCAGGACUGAGCCUGCAGGUCACAUGACCAUCCACCAUGUUUCCAGGUCUGAUGAAGGCCUCUACAAGUGCAACAUCAGCAGUGUUGGAGAGUCUCCACCCAGCUGGGUCUCUGUCACAGGGAAACCAACGACCACAAGCCCAUCUCCGAGUUCUCUGCCGCCCUCGGCCUCAGACCCCCUCCACCUUCUGAUCAGACUGGUCUGCCACCUGGUGGUGUUCUGUCCGUACUGCAUCUCCACUUUCAUCAUGGUGUCUUUAUAUCGACAGCGGGCCACAGGAAAUUACUUGCCUGUCUCCGUGGUGACGACCCCACCCACCCAGGCUGAGGAGGGAUUGGAUGAUGACUAUGAUGACGUCAUCACCGCUGCCACCACAGAGCAUCACUUCUGAACUGAUCUGAAAAGAAACUCAAAGAAAACUAGGUCACCGCAAUCAUACUGAGGCUUGAAACAACGUGUGUUCUGCUAAGAGUUAAACUCAUGGGCAACUGGACUUGGUUAAAGGUACUCAAAGACAUUUCAUCUCUCAUCCGAGAGACUUCUUCAGGUCUGACUGAAUGGUAGGAAAAACCCAGCUAUUUAAUCUCUGUGGGGUAGUUGUGAAGAUUAUCAAAACCAAUUUUUUCAUUAGUGAUCCUGGCUGUUGGAGACACCCAGACAAAGUCUGAACAACCAACGUUGGCAAUUCAAACAACCCCACAACAGUAAGAGAGCUAGGUUUCCCUACAGAUCAGUCCAAACUGACCAUUUUCAGAGCAUAUUUCAAAAAGUCCAGUUGUCCCUGAGUUUAACCCUUCCCUGGAUAACUAUAACCUGGAUGACUGAGAACCUUUACAGACAUCAGCCAGUAAAUUAUUCACAUUUCUGGAAUGAAUGUAUGGAAAUAAUCUUCAUCAACAAUAUUUCAUCACAAUUAACAAAAACGUUCAUCUCUGUGAUUAUGAACUAACACAAGAGACCAACUGUCCUAUCAA
This is a messenger RNA of Perca fluviatilis (European perch), 1442 nucleotides long. Its product is annotated as killer cell immunoglobulin-like receptor 2DS1. The record is from RefSeq and is a predicted model, not a curated record. Gene Ontology annotation, biological process: cell surface receptor signaling pathway. Lineage: Eukaryota; Metazoa; Chordata; Actinopteri; Perciformes; Percidae. The coding region runs from base 14 to 859 and encodes 281 amino acids. Gene Ontology annotation, molecular function: transmembrane signaling receptor activity. The transcript has 7 exons.